UCUUCGGGCCCCAGUAACGUAGCAUACCAGGUGCGUGCCUGUCAUUCGCUACUCGGCGUCCGACUGGCUCUUUUCGAGACUCCACACUGCCCAUAUGGCAUCGAGUUACGACGUAGCCUGGGCUGUUCUGGCGAUUCAAAUUGCAAUGCGGAACAGAAGCCAGUGGUAAUGCUUAACACGAAGACCAGUUCCGAUCGACUCAGAUUCAUGGAAGAUCUACAGGAAUGCAUUCUUGAAGUAUCCGAGAUGGACAGAAUUCGCAUAGAUGAAGAGCUUUCCAAAUCUAAUUUACCACUCGCUUCACCUUCGGUUGAUACGAACAAGUCCGCCCCGUUAGCCACUACAUCCAAGGCUUGUGUUUCGUCAGAAACUAAGCUCUUGAGUAAUAGAGAUAAUAUAACAGCACUUAAUGGUCAACCUGCUGCUCCUCAGACUGCCCGAAGUUUGCAGUACCCAUCAGUAUCCAUCGGAGCUUCUAACCUGGUAUCUGGAGUGCAUCGGUCAGGCUCCCUAACCCAUUCGCCUUGCUCUCGCCCCUCUAUGGAUUUAACCUCUACACACACCGCCGCCGCCAAUCUGCCCGUUAAAAGCAUUUCUCUUAGCCAAGAGCUUCCGGUAUCCGGACUUGUACAGCAGUUUCAUUCACACACCCACCAAACUCAUAACCAAACAUCACUCGCGCAUCAACCGGUGUCGAACCUCAUUAAACAAAAUCGUUCCCAGUCACAGUUCGAUACGGGUAUGGCGAUUAUAGGGCAGUCGGGCACCUGCUGUGCCUCUGCUCUCGUCUACUGUACAACAUGUGCCCCAAGUCAGCUUAUGAAGACACAAUGCUCAGGCAGCGCUGCUUACGCAGUAAACUUGGCCGUCUGUCCUAUUCAGGUGCAGCGCAACAGUCAGCCUAAGUUCGGUCCCGAAGGAGACUCUUUUACCGCCAACGAUGCCAUAGGUGAUCACAACCUUAUUUGCAACACGGGACAUACAAAUUUGCCCCCAGCAUCGAUUGGCUCUGGCCAGCGACUCAGCGGUGAUAGCGGUCUACUAGCCGACUUGGAUUCUGCCGCUUCAAACACUUCGCCAUCCACUCUGAAGUUUGCCUGA
Protopolystoma xenopodis is the source of this 1101-nucleotide messenger RNA. Lineage: Eukaryota; Metazoa; Platyhelminthes; Monogenea; Polystomatidea; Polystomatidae. The record is from the annotation of a GenBank genome assembly.